Messenger RNA from Sipha flava (yellow sugarcane aphid), 1269 nucleotides. It is a transcript of the gene Nup43, whose product is annotated as nucleoporin Nup43. The record is from RefSeq and is a predicted model, not a curated record. Lineage: Eukaryota; Metazoa; Arthropoda; Insecta; Hemiptera; Aphididae. The coding region runs from base 140 to 1213 and encodes 357 amino acids. Gene Ontology annotation, cellular component: nuclear pore outer ring. Gene Ontology annotation, molecular function: protein binding. The transcript has 7 exons.
ACGCUGUAUAUUAUCAUCGCUAACAGCAUUGCACGCGGAACGCAAAAUUUGAAAUACCAAAACGGAAAAGUUCAAUUUUUAUUCGUGUCGUUAAUCAGUUGCAAAUUAUACGAAAUCGUCCAAACGUUGGUUAACCGCAAUGAGUAAAUUGGGUACGUUUGCCGAGUAUAUCGGACGAAAAGUAAAUAAAGUGCGAUGGAAGCCAGAAGACCUGAUGUCUUCGUCAUUGUUUGUUACUGGAUCUUGGGAUAACGGACAGGACAACGCAAUUGAACUGUGGGAACUGACCGCUGAAGAUGAAAAUUCAGAGAAAGAUUUUCCUCCAAAGCUAUUAGAUUCGAUAAAACAAGAUGGAGAUAUUACACAAAUCAGGUUUUUAGAUAACAAAUUUUUUGCUGUAAGUACUGAUAGUGGAUCAGUAAAAGUAUAUCGUAUAAUUGGAGAAAAUGAAGCACCUAAAAUUCAUUUACAAGAAGCUGCUGCUUGGGAAUCUUUACACUCAUUUGGAAAAGGGGAAAGAAGCUCUUGCAAAGAUCUUGCUGUCUGCAACUAUUCAUUUGCAACAAUUGGUGAUGAUUAUAAACUUAAUGUUUUAUCAUUGAACACUAAACAACUUCAUCAAGUCUUAGAAGACAUAAGCAGCUCACCACUAACUUGCAUUAGUUUUUUAACUGAAACUGAAAUACUCUGCUGCAAUGCAUUAAGCCAAAUGAAACUUUGGGAUUUACGAGUUAAUAAAAAUGACAUAACAACUGAUAUAAAUAAUUUCACUCAGACUCAAGUUCCUAUUACUUGUAUUGCUCAACAUCCUAGCCAAAAACAUUUCAUUUUUACUGGUUCUGAAGAAGGUGAUGUUGGUGUUUGGGAUAUGAGAACCAAUAGUCUGUUAACAACUAUGUCUAGUGGUGAUACAACAUCACUAAGUGAGUUGGUAUUUCAUCCUCUAGAACCAGAUAAUUUAUUUUCUUGUUCAUUUGGAGGACGAUUGUUACAAUGGAGUUCUAAAAAAUCAUUUCUUUGUUACAAUAACUCGGCAGAUUUAGAGGGUUCUAACUUCUGGGCGAACCCAGAUUUGGUGAAAACAAGGUUGACAGUUAAUGAUGUAAUACAACCAAUUUAUCAACCCAUCAACUCAUUGGAUAUACAGAAACAACAACUUUUAUGCGGAGCUGACAAUGAAGCAGUUUACUAUCAACAGAACUUAAAAAUUUGAAUUUAAAUGUUCAAUAUAAUAUAAUAUUUGUAAUAAAUGUAUUUUAAAUAAAUCUA